AUGCCUCUAUCUGAAAAGCAAAUCGACGAAGUCAAGACCAAAGUUUAUUAUAGUGAAGUAGACACUCCCUUUAACAAAUAUUUAGAUAUUCUAGGAAACGCAACUAAAUUGACAGAGAGCAUUAUAAAUGGUAGAUUAUCCAAUGAUGAAAGUAAAGCUGAGGCUCUGACUAAAGAGAAUAUUUCAAAAUUAAAAGAAAGCGCACAGCUUCGAUUUUUGGGCCUGCAAUCCUCAAUCGAUACAAAGAAAGCAGCAGAUGAAAAUUGGGAAACAUGUCAACAAGAUACCCUGGCCAAAUUGGAAAACUUAGGAGCCAAAUUGCCUGAAUUAAAGAGUAUCCAUAGCAGGCUGCUUCUACGUAUUGGAAAAUUGCAAGGUCUUCACGAUUCCGUAAAAGUAAUCAACAGAGAGGUGGAAGGUUUAUCAGAAGGGCGUACAAGUCUCGUUGUAACACGCUCGGAAUGGGAGAAAGAGCUUGGUGGUGAUUUGGUUAAGUUUUUAAUAAAAAAGAAUUACUUGAAACUGGUUGAUUCGGAACUAGAAGGGGGCGGUACAGAAGAGAGAUAUCGUGUUUAUGAUGAUUUCUCUAAAGGCCCAAAAGAAUUAGAAAGUAUCAACACUUCCAUGAAGUUGGAUAUAGAUAAAGUGAAACAAGAAGUGUCAUCCUAUAAGGAGAAGUGGCUAAGGGAUGCAGAAAUAUUUGGAAAGAUUACAUCAAUUUUUAAGGAAGAACUUUUGAAAAGAGAUGGCUUACCCAUCGAGGGAGCAGGAGAAAAUAAUGAUGACGAUUAUGAAUCCGAUGAAGAUGAGGAAAGGAAAGAAAGAUUCAAAAGGCAAAGAUCGAUGGCGGAGAUGAACAGAAUACAGUCUAUGGAUGAAAAAGAGGAAAGCGGCCAUGAAUAUGAUGACCAGGACGAUGAAGAAAAUGAAGAUGAGGGUGAAGGUGAUAUGGAAAUGGACGUUGAGGAGUCAAAAGAAGAUACAGAAGUUGGUGGGGAAAGUAGCCAACAAGAAGAAAACGAUCGUCAGAGCAUUGGUGAAGAAACGACACGAGGUACCGAAGACUUUAUAGAAGACCAAGAUACGAUCAGUGAAGCGGUGGAGGCAGGAAACGACCAGCUGGCUGAGAAACGUGGCGGUAGUGGAAGUGAUUACAGUGCGUCUUCGUCUGUCGAAGAAGCAAAAUGA
This is a messenger RNA of Saccharomyces eubayanus, 1188 nucleotides long. It is a transcript of the gene MFT1, whose product is annotated as Mft1p. The transcript has a single exon. The coding region runs from base 1 to 1188 and encodes 395 amino acids. Gene Ontology annotation, biological process: mRNA processing. The record is from RefSeq and is a predicted model, not a curated record. NCBI's taxonomy places the organism in Eukaryota, Fungi, Ascomycota, Saccharomycetes, Saccharomycetales, Saccharomycetaceae. Gene Ontology annotation, cellular component: THO complex part of transcription export complex.